Messenger RNA from Nezara viridula (southern green stink bug), 2592 nucleotides. Lineage: Eukaryota; Metazoa; Arthropoda; Insecta; Hemiptera; Pentatomidae. The record is from the annotation of a GenBank genome assembly.
AAGUAGUAAGGCAGCUCUGGUUGCGAUAGGUUUUCUAGCUUUGACAGCUCUGACCGUGGCAGCAACGAUAGCACCCGUUCUAGAUGCCAUUCCAGUCGACACAAUUAAAAAUAAAAUUUAUAAAAUCACACACAUGAAAUUUUGUCCAUUUUGCACUGUAUUUCAAUCCAUGGAUACAAAUAACGAAGAAAUAGGAUCAGCUGACAUUAACAGAUCAAUUCCCAGUCGGAAACACCCGAACGCCAUUCGGGUCUCCUGACGUCACGUUCGUGUUGCCCCGAACAGGCCUGUCUCGGAGUUAUUACGCUCCCAGGAUUCCACAAUAGUACAUGUCCGCCAUAGGGCUUGGAUGGCUGUACGUUGGUUGGGGAGCUGUUCUCUUCGAGACCAAUUACGGCCUCAUGCAGCAAUCUCCUAUUGAAAUCAAGGAAAGGUUACUGAAGGCACUCGACAAGGAAUACAAUGUAUUGGAUAUGGCAACAGUAUUGGAAGUUGUCACAAUCCUGGAAAGGACUCCUAUUACUAAAGAAGCACUUGAGACUACACGUCUGGGGCGUGAUAUCAAUGAAUUACGGAGAAAAACGAAAAAUGAAUUUCUUGCCAAACGUGCAAAAGAUCUCGUUCGGAGAUGGCGUGACCUAAUUAUACCUCACAGUGAAGCAGCACCAGUUCACAAAGAAACUUCUCAACAAAAUGGUGCUACUCACAAUGCCAGAAGUGCCAUCUCAAGGGCGCAUCCAAUUUCCCCCGCCACUUCUUUACCUAACAGUGAUAAAAGUAGUAUAAGUCCAGUAUUGUCUUCAACACGAGUUGAGGCCGUUCCUAAAACUCAUGCAGCUAAUAAACGCCUGCGGAAAGAAAUUACCUCACCUUCUGUCAUAGCAGAAAAGAAAAAAAAUGCUGUAGAAUCUUCCCCGGAGCUUCCAUCAGCAAAACGUGCCAAGACUGAAUCUCAGACAGCUACAGAUCGACGUGUUAAUGGUGAUCAUUAUGACUCUGUCGGAUCUGACUGUGAAAUUGUUUCCGUAACCCCUGCACAGCCGAAGCUGAAGAACCGUAAAAAAGCACCCAAGGACAGGACUCAGAAGGAUACUGUAGGUGAGGACAUAGUUAAAGAAAAAAUUGCUUCUAUUGCUAGAAUACCUAAAGUGAAAACAACUAAAGAACUUUUAGCUGGAUUGAAAUCCAGAAGUGGUGGUGAUGCUCCUGCGAAUUGUGUUCUUCCAGUAGUCGAUCAUGACAUUGCCAGGAAUAAGACAGAACAUAUUGCAAGGUUUUUACGUUCUCAAAGUGAUGAAGUUGAGGAAGUAAUCGAUGUCGAGUCUCAAGAAAAUGAAAAUGGUAGUGAUACUGCUACUGAAGCACCAACCCAGAGUAGUGUGGCGAAAGAAGAGCCGCCUGUUAUGAGAACGGCUGAAGAAAUAUUAUCAAGACUACCUCCAUUAGAUCUUGACGCCAUUAAGUGGGACGAAACCCCUGUUCCUUCACCAGUACCUCAUGAAGUUACUUCCGAAGAAGUUGACCGAGUACUUAAUGAACAUAUUGAAGGAUUAAACGGGAAUUACGAUGAACGUGGUGAUCAAAAAGUGUUUCGGGAGUGGCAUGAAGUAGUGUCGAGAACGUCUUAUAACAGUGAACCUCUAUGUAUUUUGCCUUACGUAGUGAUUGAUUGAUGAAUAUCAAGUCGAGUAUUUAUUGAGUUCCCUUUGUAUGAAGAAGAACACACCAUGAGUCAUUAUGCCACAUCGUAGUAUGUACUUAUGUGUCAUUUAUUCUUCAUUUUCUUUUCUUAAGGUUAUUCAAUGUUUUAGGACUACAUAGAAUUGUAAGAACAAGUUAAUGUUUUGUUUAUUAAAUAUUAAUAAUUAUAGUUGAUUAUUACUCUUUAAAGUGCCUACAGCCUGACUGAUUUUAAGGCUAUAUUUCGUAUGUUAUUGGUUUUUUUUUUUUCUUGUUAAUUAUUUAAUGUUAUUUGUUCUUUGUUUAUUAUCUUGUUACGUAUUGUUUGGUCAAAAUUUUUAGAAUUAAUUAGUGUGCAUAAUGAUAGGUGUGUAAAGUGUAAUCAAAUCAGCAAGAAAGUUUAUUAAACAGAAGCAUUCAGCAUCUAGUCAGGCAUUUGUAAAUGAUUUAAAAAUACAACUAGUUUUAUUGUUGUAUUUAAAAAAAAAAAUGUCAUUGUGUAUACUAGUUGAAUGUAUUAAAAUUCAGAAAAUUCUGUUUAAUGGCUACUUGUUCGUUUAAUGUUACCACAAAUAACAUUCCCUUUUUUUUCUCUUCUUCUUCUUCAUAACUGAAAAUUGGAACAAGUUUGUUAUUCAUUGUGCCCUGUGCCUUGGUUUCUCUGAAUGUGGCCUUUUCCACGUUGUAGAAAUUUUUAGUCUUAAACAUUAACCAGAUAUAAAUUAAGAAAUUAUUUUAACUGUCCAAAGAUAAAAAUUAUUCCGUUUAUCUGUGGUUUGAUUUCUCAUUCAUUUUUAUAUCAAUUAUUCAGUCCAAAUUUUUAAACUCUCCAAUAUCAUCAGAUGUUAUAUUAGAAAAGAAAUACAAUUCUUGAUUUUGACACACUUUGUUUCAAGCCAUAGCUAAUUUUUG